CCCAACCCAGUAUACUCCUGCCUCGCUUUCUCUCUCUCCCUCUCCCUCUGGCUUCGAACCGUCCUCCCUCACCAUCGAAGGCAUCGAUUGACACAGCAGAAAGGGUUAUGUUGAUCAUCGUCGAUCUAAAAUGGUUCGGUGGUUGUGGAGUAGGACAGGAUGCUCUCGUUUGCUCUAUGGAUGUGAGCUGGGAUUUAAUCGCCAGCAGAAAGCCAAUCUGGUGAAUGUAAAGUUAAAAUGGGUGAAAGAUAGGGUAUUGGAUGCUGUUGUGGCAGGUGACAGGGAUCUAAGAGCUGCCAGCAUUCUUGUUUCCAUAAUAUCUGCGAAUCCUCAUUGUUGCCUCCCAGUUUACCACCUCUCCCACCAAAGAGGGCAACUCAGUCUCCCCCACGAUCUUAAGAUUUCCACUUUUAUGAGGAGAUAUCCCACUAUUUUCGAUGAGUUUCAUGUUCGUGACAGUGGAGGUACUAGAGUUCCCUGGUUCCGCUUAACUCCUAAAGCACUAGAUCUCCAUCAAGAAGAACUCGGUAUCUACCAAAAUUGUGAGAUGGAUCUUCUUGACAGGCUCCGCAAGCUGCUCAUGCUCACCAAAGAUAGGAUUCUUCCUCUACAAACGAUUGACCAGCUAAAAUGGGACAUUGGUUUGCCAUUUGAUUACCCUUAUUCAUUGAUUCCCCAUCACCCAGAUAUAUUUUCUUUGAUUCACCUACCUGAUAAUCGUUUUGGCUUGAAACUCCUAUCCUGGGAUGUUAACCUUGCUGUGUCUCAAUUGGAAAAGAGUGCUGCUUUGCAGCAAAGGGAAAAAGAUGUUGAAAAUGGCAGCUUAGCAUUUCCAAUUGGAUUCACAAGGGGUUUCGGAUUGAAGAGAAAAUGCAUGGAGUGGUUAGAAGAGUGGCAGAGGCUCCCUUAUACUUCUCCUUAUUCAGAUGCCUCUCACUUAGAUCCACGUACAGAUGUACCUGAGAAGAGAAUUGUUGGUGUCUUUCAUGAGCUUCUCCACCUCACCAUACAAAAGAAAACAGAGCGCAAGAAUGUGAGCAAUCUCCGUAAACCACUGGCCUUGCCACAGAAGUUCACGAAGGUGUUCGAACGCCAUCCUGGCAUAUUCUACAUUUCUAAGAAGUGUGACACCCAAACUGUUGUUCUUAGGGAAGCUUACGACCGUAAUCAACUAAUCCAGAGACACCCCCUUGUUGACAACAGGGAAAAGUUUGAAAGUAUGAUGAAGGAAGGGUUUCUGGAUAGGAGCAGGGGCUUAUACAAGAGAAACAGAGAUGCUGUUGUUGAGGAGGAUCGAUUUAGGAAUGUUUGUAGUAAUGAACUCAGUGACAAUGGAUUAAAAAAUGAAGGAGAAUCAGAUGAUUCAGUUUGUAAUUUCUUCAAGAAUAUGAAUCAGAUGAAACCAUAGAUGAUCCUUGCUAAAUUCAGCAGAUGCUUUUAGCAGUUAGCUCAAAUCUCUGCUGCAAUGUGAGACAACUAAUGGAAAAGGUAUUCCCUGGUAACCUAAUCCUAUCCCGCCAAAUAUUAAUAGAAUUUGGGAGUAAUCUUUUACAAGAUGAGUUUGUGAUGAUUGUCUUUAGCAUCAUGAGGAAGCAGGAAACAACUUGUUUUGAUGGAGGAGAGAGAACUAGGAGAAGAGAUUUAUUUUAGAAGUACUGCAUCUGAUUUUGAUUGUAUCUCAGAUCUGGUUUUUCUCAUAAAGUUAACCAUUUUAGUUGAAGAACUGAAUCUAUAGAUCAACCGGAAGAUGUUACCGUGAGUCCAUGAAGGAUAUCUAAAUGGACCAAUAAUCUUAAGGAGCUUUGGGAAAACAAGCUGGGAUUAAAUUUAUAGUGAUUCUUAUAUAUGGAAUGACCAUUUGGACUUCACGGUUUUCAUUUUUUAAUGUGUUACAAGAAUUUAGUUUUUCAUUUCUGGCAUUAUGUAUCAGAAGUAUUUGGGCCCCACAUGAGUGCAGCUGUGCUAGAUUGUAUUCAGAAUAUUCAACCACAGUCUACAUAGUGAAUGGACUUUGAACAUGCUCUGCACCAAGGUUUUUUGGAUAAAGCAGCUCUCAUUUUUGUUGAAAGAAUAUUUAAACUUAAGAGAGAAAUUGUGUGCGCGCACAAGUGGGUGUUUGUGCAUCUUUUUUUUCCCUAAGCUUGUUUGUACAUCUUUUUUUCCCUCUUGUUGUCCUUUUGGUUUCUGUAGAAGCAUUCAGCCUAGUUAAUAUGUCAAAUGCACAAAUUGAAAUGAUUCAUCAUAAUGGCCAAUUUCCAUGGCAAGGUUAUUCCUUUCCUGGAAUUUGAUUAUUUUGCAGCAUUCCUCCUGUUGUUGAGAUCAAGGGGAAAGAGAUCAAGUUUUGUGAUCUUUUCAACAAGAAAACAAGUUUUUAGCGUAUAGUUUAGAUAUCUAGUAUUGAUGCUGGAAGUUUCAAUUUUUCUUUAUUUUGGAAUUGAUGUAGUGGUAUUGAAAGUAUUAUUAUCUCCUGUUUGUACAAUUUCCCAUACCAUGAUUGCUGUUGGAAAUUUUAAAUUGCUCUGACUUUUCUAUUGAAUUAACUGAACUUUUAUUUUUUUGUCAUAUUUAUGAAACUCCCAGACUACUCCCAAAUAUCCUUCAAAUUUAGGAAAAAUGUAGUUACUGAAGAAAAAAAAUAGAAAAAAUAAAAAAUAAAAA
Messenger RNA from Cornus florida, 2658 nucleotides. Its product is annotated as protein WHAT'S THIS FACTOR 9, mitochondrial-like. The transcript has 2 exons. Bases 131 to 1408 code for a protein of 425 amino acids. Gene Ontology annotation, molecular function: RNA binding. The record is from RefSeq and is a predicted model, not a curated record. Lineage: Eukaryota; Viridiplantae; Streptophyta; Magnoliopsida; Cornales; Cornaceae.